AUAUUACUUACUCUCCAACUAUUAAAUGGCUUACCUCAAUUCGCGGGUGAUAUCCAAUUAAUUUUGCACCGACAUCUGUUAAAAACACGCGUCUGUCUAAACCGAUAAUAAUCACACGAGGUGAUCCAUAACUUUUAACUGUACACGGUCUCAAACUAGGUCGCAAAGACCCGUAUGUUAAAUACUGCAGUAGUGCAGUGACGUCACCUGUGAUUUACUAUAGUCCGCAAAUGAGGCUAUUCCACGAAAUGAUCCGCAUCGACUCUAUAAACACUUACAAUUAUAAUCUAUGUAGACGUACCAUACACCAGUAAAUAAAACACUGUUAUUUAUCACGUUAAUAAUUGUGUGAUGUUUCUUCUCUGAUGAACAAUGAAUAGCAUUUAUAUGCCGUGUACUGAUACAACGAUGACUACUAUAUACGUGACAAUCUCGGGAAUCGUCGUUCCCUGUGACGUAACAAAGACAACUUCAUGCUAUGACGUCAUCCGCAUGUUGACCUCGAACAGCAUCAAACGUGACUAUGCAAUAUUCGAGUCGACCAGUGAGAAGGAGAUACUGCUUCCGAUGAAGUCGUCGAUGCUCAAGGUUAUUACGUCAUGGGGCGCCGAGUGGUUCCGGAAGUCUUUGGUGAUCCGACCAGUAGACGCUCACACGUGCAGAUUGGCGAGCAUGUCACGUGCGCAAAGGAUACUUCACCGCCUGACCCACGGAAGGAAUUCGUCAACUAAACGCAUGUGUACGGGCCCUCACCGGGAUGCAGUAACAGAAAAAUACUGCGCCUCAACUGCCGGUAAAUCUGACGAAGUUCUUGGUAAACAGGACAUAAUGAAUCGCUUUUUUCUUGACGUAAAAUUUAACAGCGGACGGUCCACUUCGCAACUGAAUGACGAGCUUGACGCUGAGGCAUACAAGGCAUUGACAGAAGUGCUUCUGGGGAGGUUACGUGAUGACGACAAGGAGAGGGAGUCUGUGGCUUCAGGAUUGCAGUUGGACCGGAUGCGCGUCAAUUGUUUGGAUUCAGAUGAAGACGGACUUAGCGAUAGUGGAUCAGACGUUAGCGAGCUUAACAAGUGCUUCGUAGCCAGUUUCAACGACACGUGCAUCGCGGACUUCAACUGGUCACAGGCUGAAAGCGCGUUCUGUAAUGACAGCGACUGCAGCAGCGUCGGAGAGCUGGAAAAGAACGUUCUGUAGGUGUGCGAGGCAGGGCUUAGCGGCCCCGACCAAGUAAGCUGAUGUGGGGAGGAGAUCUUGUCCACUAGUCCAUGAGAGUCUUACAGGGAAUCACGUCACGUGAUAUGAAUGACACAUGGAGUGACGUCACGUGAUAUGAAUGACACAGGGAGUGACGUCACGUGAUAUGAAUGACGCAAGGAGUUACUUCACGUGAUAUAAAUUACACAGGGAAUGACGUCACGUGAUAUGAAUGACACAGGGGUGACGUCACGUGAUAUGAAUGAGUACUUAUAUUUGUUUGCUGUAUUUGUUGCUGUUUGUUGUUGUUGUUAUUGGUAUAAUGAAAUGUGCUACACAAUGUUAUUAAAACGCAUAUCAAAUA
Molecule: messenger RNA, 1561 nt
Organism: Dreissena polymorpha
Lineage: Eukaryota; Metazoa; Mollusca; Bivalvia; Myida; Dreissenidae
Exons: 2
Coding region: 373-1197 (274 amino acids)
Source: RefSeq, a predicted model, not a curated record